Messenger RNA from Cuculus canorus (common cuckoo), 2759 nucleotides. It is a transcript of the gene PTPN6, whose product is annotated as protein tyrosine phosphatase non-receptor type 6. Lineage: Eukaryota; Metazoa; Chordata; Aves; Cuculiformes; Cuculidae. Gene Ontology annotation, biological process: protein dephosphorylation. Bases 317 to 2137 code for a protein of 606 amino acids. The transcript has 15 exons. The record is from RefSeq and is a predicted model, not a curated record. Gene Ontology annotation, molecular function: protein tyrosine phosphatase activity.
CCUGUUCCUGGAGCUGCGCAUGCCCAAGCUGUGCAUGGGCUUGUGUCUGCCUGUGCCCAAUAGCACUGUACAGAGGGCUGGAGAUCAAGGCACACUUCCAGAAACAGGUGGAUGGAGAAGGUCUAAAUGGACUGGCGGUAGAUGUCUGGAGAGAUACAUGGCCGGCUCCCAAGAGGCGCAAGAACAGCUUGGUGUUGGAUGCUCCAGCACGCACCUCAGACUUCCCUUUUCUCACCAGCGCAAACUGAUUUUUUCUCUCUAUUUUUUUGACUGGCUUUGGUGGUAGCCAUUUGGCCCUCCUCUUUCACCCCCUACGAUGGUGAGGUGGUUUCACCGUGACCUGAGUGGGCUGGAAGCUGAGGCCUUAUUAAAAGGACGAGGUGUCCAUGGGAGCUUUCUGGCCAGACCCAGUAGGAAGAAUCAGGGGGAUUUUUCUCUUUCAGUUCGGGUUGGUGACCAGGUAACCCACAUCCGCAUCCAGAAUACUGGCGAUUUCUAUGACCUGUAUGGAGGUGAGAAGUUUGCCACUUUGUCAGAACUAGUGGAGUAUUACACGAAGCAACAGGGCUCGCUGCAGGACAAGGAUGGAACCGUCAUUGACUUGCGAUACCCACUCAACUGUUCUGACCCCACUACAGAGAGGUGGUACCAUGGGCAUCUGUCAGGCUCUGCAGCUGAGUCACUUCUCCAGGCCAAAGCCACCCCUUGGACCUUCUUGGUGCGGGAGAGCCUCAGCAAACCUGGGGAUUUUGUCUUGUCUGUCCUCACUAACCAGCUUAAACCUGGUUCUGCUGCUCCAGCAACUGGGGCAACCAGUGCCUCUGGGGCCCCACUCAAAGUCACGCACAUCAAGAUCAUGUGUGAGAAUGGACGCUACACAAUUGGAGGUGCUGAAAUGUUUGACAGCUUGGCAGAUCUAGUGGAGCACUACAAGAAGACUGGAAUUGAGGAGGUGUCUGGCUCCUUUGUGUACCUGAAGCAGCCCUACUAUGCUACGAGGGUGAAUGCUGCUGACAUUGAGAACAGAGUGCAGGAACUGAACAAGAAGAGUCUAUCUGAGGAGACAUCCAAAGCUGGAUUCUGGGAGGAAUUUGAUAGUCUGCAAAAACAGGAAGCUAAGCACCUGUUUGACCGUCAUGAGGGACAGAGACCUGAAAACAAGAGCAAGAACAGAUACAAGAACAUCUUGCCCUUUGAUCACUCCAGAGUCGUCCUCCAAGGAAGAGACCCAAAUAUCCCUGGAUCUGACUAUAUCAAUGCCAACUAUGUCAAGAACAACCUGAUCAGCCCAGAUGAGUGCACCAAGACCUACAUUGCUAGCCAGGGUUGCCUGGAUGCCACAGUCAAUGACUUCUGGCAAAUGGUGUGGCAGGAGAACACACGUAUUAUUGUAAUGACCACACGGGAAGUAGAAAAAGGGCGGAACAAAUGUGUGCCUUACUGGCCAGAGGUAGGCAGCACGAAGGAAUACGGUGCCUAUCUUGUGGAGAACGCCGGAGAGCACGAUGCAUUGGAGUACAAACUCCGACACUUCUGUGUGUGCCCCAGGGAUAAUGGUAAGGCUGUGCGUGAGAUCUGGCAGUACCAGUACCUGAGCUGGCCCGACCAUGGUGUACCCAGCGAGCCGGGAGGAGUGCUCAGCUUCCUCGACCAAAUAAAUCAGAAGCAGGAGAGCAUCCCCGAUGCAGGGCCUAUUCUGGUGCAUUGCAGUGCUGGGAUUGGCCGCACUGGAACGAUCAUCGUCAUUGAUAUGAUAGUGGAAACAAUCUCCACCAAGGGGCUCGACUGUGACAUUGACAUCCAGAAGACCAUCCAGAUGGUGAGGGCCCAGCGCUCAGGGAUGGUGCAGACGGAGGCCCAGUACAAGUUCAUCUACAUGGCCAUCUGCCAGUUCAUAGAGACAACCAAGAAAAAGCUGGAGGUUAUCCAGUCUCAGAAAGGCAAACCAAAUGAGUCUGAGUACGGGAACAUUGCCUACCCCCCUGCGGUGAGGAACGUUCAUGCCAAGGCUUCACGAAAAUCCUCCAAGCAGAAAGAAGAGUCAACAGUUUAUGAGAACUUGGGGAAAAAGGAGGAGAAGGUGCCGAAGCAGCGCUCCUUGGAGAAGAAGCUGAAAGGCUCGCUAAAGAAAAAAUAGGAUACAUUUCAGGUAGUCCCAUGGGGAGUUUGAACCCAGGCUGCAGGACUGGAGCUCAUGUCUGGACUGGCCUGUCUCGCAUUCCUUGCUUUUGGACUGGAGCUAGGCCUUCCUGUUCUCGUUUGUGCCACUCUUCAGUGCCCUGAACCAGACCACUUUCCAGCUUAGCUGGCUGACUUCACUGUCCCUCGCCUGAGACGGGCAGUGAAGCCUCCUGCUGCCCCUUCAUCAAACAUUAACAGAGGAAGAUUCACCCCUUUCUUUCCCUUGCCCUCUGACUGCUGGGGCCCAAACUCACCUCUGCUGUGCCAGCUUCAGCAGGCUUCUUGAGGAACAGCUAAGGAAGGUAUUUACAGGAGCUACAUCUCUGCCCACUGCUGUGAGUUAAGAGUUUAGCCUGCUAGUGUUCCCCGAAGCCUCAUCUUUUAAAGUCUGGAGGUUUUGGUGCAUUUCAGCUUAGCUCCUCUGUAACUGAACAGGAAACUUCCGCCUGCCUCAAUACCCUUUGAUGUACAAUCCUUUUUCUACUUGAUCCUUUGGUUGGAUGCUGUAAAUAUACCAGAAUUUGAUGUGACAGCCAUGUUUUCUCUUUUGUUUGUAAAUAAACACAUAUUUGUUUGAA